AUAAAAGGUUAUUGUGGGUUGUUUUUCAAGAAAGGGUCGACCAGACCAGACCCACCAGACCUAUAGCCAAGGAUGGUUCUGUAAUUGACUCAUCCACCUGAAAACAAGAGAAUAUGGAAUGUGUAAAUGCUUCGAUUACGUCGGAUUAACCAAACCAAAUUUAAUAUUACAUUUCAGUAACUGAUUUUGUAUUCUUUUUGUUGGCCAUCUGCUGCUGUGCUGUUGCUUCCUCCAGCUGCUGCUGCUGCUGCUGCUGCUGCAUGGAAGAAGAAGAAGCAGCAGCUAAAAUCUGAACCACAUUUCUUCUCUUUCUGGGUUUUGGGUUUCAAGUGAGUUCUUCAUCUCUUUCCAUGUGUUUCCCGUGAUUCUAUCCAAUUUGUUGCUCUAAACAUUAGAAAUGGACAUCAUGCAACUUUGAUUAGCAUUCGCUUCACGAAUCCUGUGAAUUGGGUGGUUUUCUUACGCUUUUAACAUUGCAAGAUUAGGAGUUAAAGUUUCUUUGUUAAUUAUUAGCAUUUGGGGUUCUGAUUUCUAGUAGAUAGUUGGGGGGUUCGGGUUCGGGUUAUGGGGAUUCAGACGAUGGGUUCAAAUGGUGGUACACAAAAACCUAUGUUGGAUGGAUUGGCAAGACAAGGGUCUUUAUAUAACCUUACUUUGGAUGAAGUUCAGCAGCAAUUAGGGGAUUUAGGGAAGCCUCUAAGUAGUAUGAAUCUUGAUGAACUUCUUAAGAGUGUUUGGACUGCUGAAGCUAAUCAAGGUAUGAACAAUGGCCCCUUUGACCACACCGAACUCACUCAACUUGCUUCAGCUUCCUCUCUGCCUAGACAAUUGAGCCUUUCGCUGGCCACGGAUCUAACCAAGAAGACUGUUGAUGAGGUGUGGCAAGAUAUCCAAGAGGGUCAGAAGAAAAAGAAGAAGGAUACUGAUGAUAAUGAUAUAAACAUCCGUACUAGUUUUAAAGAUUUUGGUAGGAAGGGCAGUAGGGAGAGACAACCUACUCUUGGUGAGAUGACACUUGAGGACUUUUUGGUGAAGGCAGGGGUUGUGGCCGAAUCUUCUCCUGGUAAGAAAAAACAGGUUUUGGUUAUAGGAGUUGAACCAAUUGGGUCACAAGAUACACAAGAAGCACAGUGGAUGCAAUACCAAGUUACUCCAAUUCAGCAGCAGCAUGUGGUUAUGCCAGGCCAUUAUCAAGUUCAACCGUCCCUCGCUAUCGCUGCUAACCCAGUGAUGGAGAUGGGCUAUCCUGAGACACAUAUGACAAUGUCUCCUACCCCUUUGAUGGGAGGUUUAUCAGACGCACACUUGGCUGGACGGAAAAGAGUUGCAUCUGGAGUUGUGAUUGAGAAGACUGUGGAAAGGAGGCAAAAGAGAAUGAUCAAGAAUAGGGAGUCUGCUGCACGCUCACGAGCAAGAAAACAGGCUUACACCCAUGAGCUGGAGAACAAAGUUUCACGUUUGGAAGAGGAAAAUGAAAGACUCAGGAGGCAGAAGGAGGUGGAGAAGGUGUUGCCAAGUGUACCGCCUCCGGAAACAAAGUAUCAACUCCGAAGAACAACCUCCUCUCCUUUCUAACAAUGUUAUGCAGAGACCUUAGUUCUAUUUUCCACUGUUCCUUGUCAUUUCUUUUUUUGGGUCAUAGAAACCGUUUCUAGCCUCUGAUUUCAAGGUAGAGAAGGCCUGCUGUUUCGAGUUCUUGUUUUUGUUAACAGACAUUGUUCUGGACGCCUUGUGUUUCGUUUUUAGCGUUCCCGAUAAGUAGGUAAGAAAUGGCUUGAUUUGGAGUAGUUUGAAGUGAUGUACAUUUUUGUGUUGUAAUACCUUGGCGUUAGCUGAG
Cynara cardunculus var. scolymus (artichoke) is the source of this 1837-nucleotide messenger RNA. RefSeq names its product ABSCISIC ACID-INSENSITIVE 5-like protein 2. The transcript is spliced from 3 exons. Gene Ontology annotation, biological process: positive regulation of DNA-templated transcription. The record is from RefSeq and is a predicted model, not a curated record. NCBI's taxonomy places the organism in Eukaryota, Viridiplantae, Streptophyta, Magnoliopsida, Asterales, Asteraceae. Gene Ontology annotation, molecular function: DNA-binding transcription factor activity. Gene Ontology annotation, cellular component: nucleus. Bases 565 to 1575 code for a protein of 336 amino acids.